Hymenoscyphus albidus is the source of this 536-nucleotide messenger RNA. Lineage: Eukaryota; Fungi; Ascomycota; Leotiomycetes; Helotiales; Helotiaceae. The record is from the annotation of a GenBank genome assembly.
AUGCAUGGUGCUACCCUCCUUAGGGCCGAUGUUAAUUCAACCUGCCUCACAAGACGGGGUUCGUAUCGAUGUUUCAAGCAGGAACCGUUUCUUGAUUUCCUGAUUUUCGUGAUUUCCAUUUUCCAAAAUAUCCAUGAUUCAUCAUCGUUUCCAAAGGCUGACUUUGCCGCGUGGCACACCAGAUGGACGCUGGGCUCUCUGCUAUUCUUAUGUUCUUGGGGAGCGAUGAUGGGGCCCAUGACGUACAUAAGACACCUGAUAUCAACACCACGCCUCCCUUUUACCGCGGCAUAUUUUGGAUCUAUCGCUCUCACGUUGUAUUUCAGUCUUGGGGUAAGUCCUUUCCUCUGCCGGAAUGGAUGCAAACCGGUCUGUUACUGAUACGAUAUACCUAGCUCCGUUCUCAAAUCUUGACCCUCAUAUUUGCUUUGAUACAAAUAGGAUGUUUGGUUUGGUACCUCGUCUCGUACUUUCCUAUGGGGUCGAGUGGUUUACGAAUGGCCACAAGCUUUGGUGCCUCAAGAGCGGCUGCGUAA